AUGACCAACGUCAAGUUCCGCGAGGGCGGCUACGGCACGGACUGGGUCGCGUUCGCUAAGCAUCAUCCGUCCGUUUUGGAACGCGCCAACGCCGAGAUCAACGGCGGCCACGUCGACGACCUCGAGUCGUUCAAGGCGCGCACGGCCAGCCGGCGCCUCAACCUAGCGACGGGCGCCGCGAACGUCCACUGGCAGCAGUGCGACGAGAACGCCGCGAACAAGGACACGUGCUCCUGGAGCCACCACAAGAAGAAGUGCAAGAGCAAGCGCAAGGCGUGCUCGUCGCUCGCCUCCAAGAUGAAGUGCCACAAGUCCAAGUACCACAACUUCUGCAAGUGGAGCCACAAGAAGGACAAGUGCCGCAACGUCAAGUGCAAGGAGAUCGACGCGAAGCGGGACUGCAAGAAGGGCUGCGAGUGGAAGAACAAGCAGUGCCAGAAGGAGCGCUCCGUCGACUCCGGCGUGUGCGUCCAGGACUUCUAG
Molecule: messenger RNA, 483 nt
Organism: Aureococcus anophagefferens
Lineage: Eukaryota; Pelagophyceae; Pelagomonadales; Pelagomonadaceae
Exons: 2
Coding region: 1-483 (160 amino acids)
Source: RefSeq, a predicted model, not a curated record